AAACGUUCCACCUUCUCCACUACUGUCCCGUCUAUGUGGAUGGGGGAGGGGUGCUCCCUCUGCUGUUUCCUUAAGUCCACGACCAUCUCCUUUGUUUUGUUGACUUUGAAUGAGAGGAUAUUUUCCUGACACCACACUCUGAGUGCCCUCACCUCCUCCCUGUAGGCUGUCUCGUCAUUGUUGGUAACCAGGCCUACCACUGUAGUGUCAUCUGCAAACUUGAUGGUGUAGUUGGAAGCGUACAUGGCCACGCAGUCAUGGGUGAACAAGGAGUACAGGAUAGGGCUGAGAACGCACCUUUGCGGGGCCCCAGUGUUGAGGAUCAGCAAAGUGGAGAUGUUGUUUUCUACCUUCACCACCUGGGAGCGGCCCGUCAGAAAGUCCAGUUCCACAGGGCCCGGUGGAGACCCAAGGUCGUGAGUUUAAUGACGAGGGUUCUAUGGUGUUAAAUGCUGAGCUGAACAGCAUUCUUACAUAGGUAUUCCUCUUGUCCAAAUUAAUCAUGAUCUGAAAAUGUCAAUCAAGCUGCAAAGAAUAUUACAAUUAGAACAUAUUUGAUUGACUUUCUCAUAUAGGCCUAUGCAUUUUAAUGAUCCUCAUCAUUACUGUACUGAUAAUCUAGCGUAAAAAAACGAUAACAGUAGUUAUCUAUACAGGAGUCUCUCACUGAACGAGGAUCAGUUUCUAUCUUUUUUUUGCCCUCAAUGGUGAUGGUGGUUGGUGGAGGGAACGCACGUCUCAGAACAAUUACAGCGCUUCAACCAAUAGAAAAAAUAGAACAAUCUCCAUAUCAUGAACCAGGAAGAGGUUAUUUGAUACACGGAACUGGAAUGCCACGUGACAGUCGAGCCCUGUGUGUUUCAGAUAAUUAUGCGAGAUGUCGUUUAACUCUCUUUGUAUGAACAAUUUGUGGAGAUCUGCUAUACGACUAUCUUCUAACGCUGCUGUCACGUCAACGCGAUUAGUGGCUAUUCGCUGCAAAAGAUUUGGUGAUAAGCGCGGUGAACUCUGCCAGACGAGAGCCCAUAGUAACAAUAUACAGCACGUCUCAAGAAAGCUGGUGCGGAAUGGGAAGGAGAAGCAGUUAGUGGUCUUUAUAGAGGGGAAUAUUGCUAGUGGGAAGACAACAUGCCUAGAGUAUUUCAGCAAAACCAGUAACAUUGAGGUGCUGACUGAGCCAGUUUCCAAAUGGAGGAAUGUUCGAGGGUACAACCCCCUGGGGUUGAUGUACCAGGACCCUACUCGAUGGGGCAUCACUCUACAGACCUAUGUUCAGCUAACCAUGCUGGACCGACACCUUUCCACAAUGUCAGCCCCAGUGAGAAUGAUGGAAAGGUCCAUCUACAGUGCCAAGUACAUCUUUGUGGAAAAUCUUUUCAGAAGUGGGAAGAUGCCAGAGGUGGACUUUGCUGUUCUUAGUGAGUGGUUUGAGUGGAUCACACAGAACAUUGCCAUUCCUGUGGAUCUUAUUGUUUACCUCCAGUCGUCUCCACAGACCUGCCACGAGAGGCUGAAAGAGCGAUGCAGGGAGGAGGAGAAGAUCAUUCCUUUGGAAUAUUUAGAGGCAAUCCAUCAGCUGUAUGAAGACUGGCUGAUAAAGAAGACGUCCUUCAAUGUUCCUGCUCCAGUCCUUGUAAUUCCAGCAGACGAUGACUUGCAGAAGAUGCUCCACCAGUAUGAGGAGAACAGAGAGAAGAUUUUAGCAGGGAGCAAUGUGUGAGUGAAGUACACAGUAUUCAGACCCCUAGACUUUUUCCACAUUUUGUUAGGUUGCAGCCAAAUUCUAAAAUGUAUUUAAUUGUCAUCCCCCCCCCCCCCCCCCCCCGGUCAAUCGACUCACAAUACCCCAUAAUGACAAAGCAAAAACAGGUUUUUAGAAAUGUUUUCAAAUGUAUAAAAAAUUAAACUGAUAGGGAACCUUCGACCCAGUCUGAGGUCUUGAGUGCUCUGGAGCAGGUUUUCAUCAAGGAUCUCUCUGUACUUUGCUUUGUUAAUUUUCCCCUCAAACCUGACUAGUCUCCCUGUUCCUGCCGCUAAAAAACAUCCCAUAGCAUAAUGCUGCCACCGCCGUGCUUCACCGUAGGGAUGGUGCCCUGUUUCUUCCAGAAGUGAUGCUUUUGUAUUCAUGCCAAAGAGUUCAAUAUUGGUUUCAUCAGACCAGAGUCUUGUUUCUCAUGGUCUGAGAGUCUUUAGUUGCCUUUUGGCAAACUCCAGGCGUGCUGUCAUGUGCCUUUUUACUGAGGAGUGGCUUCCGUCUGGCCACUCUACCAUAAAGGCCUGAUUGGUGGAGUGCUGCAGAGAUGGUUGUCCUUCUGGAAUGUUCUCCCAUCUCCACAGAAGAACUCGAGAGCUCUGUCAGAGCGAGGAUUAGGUUCUUGGUCACCUCCCUGACCAAGACCCUUCUCCCCCGAUUGCUCAGUUUGGCUGGGCGGCCAGCUCUAGGAAGAGUAUUGGUGGUUCCAAACUUCUUCCAUUUACGAAUGAUGGAGGCCACUGUGUUCUUGGGGACCUUUCAAUGCUGCAUAAAUGUUUUGGUACCCCUCGACACAAUCCUGUCUCGGCGCUCUACGGACAAUUCCUUCGUCCUCAUGCCUUGGUUUUUGCUCUGACAUGCACCGUCAACUGUGGGACCUUUAUAUAGGCAGGAGUGUGCCUUUCCAAAUCUUGUCCAAUCAAUUGAAUUUACCACAGGUGGACUCCAAUCAAGUUGUAGAAACAUCUCAAGUAUGAUCAAUGGAAACAGGAUGCACCUGAGCUCAAUUUCGAGUCUCAUAGCAAAGGGUCUGAAUACUUAUGUAGAUAAGGUAUUUGUUAUUUUGUAUACAUUUGCAAACAUUUCUUAAUCUGUUUUUUUUUCUUUUUCGCUUUGUCAUUAUGGGGUAUUGUGUGAAGGUUGCUGAGGAUUUGUAUUUAUUUAAUUCAUUUUAGAAUAAGGCUGUAACGUAACAAAAGGUGGAAAAAGUCAAAGGGUAUGAAUACUUUCCGAAGGCACUGUAUAUAUGCUGCACCAACAAUGGCAGUAGAUAUGUUUCUUGUGUGUAAAGCAGGUCAUUAUAGUCCAAGAGAGAACACCAGAACCAGUUAGUGGAGUUUCUUGUCCACUGUUACACACUGUCUUAGAACAACUCUCUGACCGGUACAUUUUCAGACCGCAAGUAUUCCAUACUGUAUAUUUACUGCUACAAGUCGCUUUCCAACCUAUGUUACAUAUGUACUUGGUCAUUUUUGUUUGUUUCACUGACCAUGGUGGAUUCUCUCUAUACGGGAACAUGAUGCAUUGUUGGUUUCGUAAUGUUGAUCACGUGGUGACAGCCCUACAAUAAUACCUACAUUUUACAACUGCUGGGACAUAGCGGUACCACCUCUGUAAUACAAAGCAUAUAUUUUAAGGGGCUGCUGACUAACAUAGCUAUGUGUUUUGUUCUUAUUUUAUUUACUGCUAAUAUAUAGAGGAGCAUGUUGUCAGGCUGGAAUUGCACUUAGUUGUAAAGUUAUCCUAUCGGGUUCAAAUAUUGUACUUUUGUCGCUGAGUUCGUUUUAAUAAAUGCCUAAAAGUGAUUUUUGUACAAUAACAUGUUAAUUUAUGCAAUAUUGCUGAAUAAAGUUAGUGUAACUGUC
Messenger RNA from Oncorhynchus nerka (sockeye salmon), 3618 nucleotides. Its product is annotated as thymidine kinase 2, mitochondrial-like. Gene Ontology annotation, molecular function: deoxynucleoside kinase activity. NCBI's taxonomy places the organism in Eukaryota, Metazoa, Chordata, Actinopteri, Salmoniformes, Salmonidae. The record is from RefSeq and is a predicted model, not a curated record. Gene Ontology annotation, cellular component: cytoplasm. The transcript is spliced from 10 exons. Bases 878 to 1720 code for a protein of 280 amino acids.